AUGGGGAGCCCACAGCAGCCCACAGCCCCACAUCAGGGUCACCACGGAAACAGAUCUCUAUCUCCAACACAAAGACCAGCUACUGGAAAGACCAUCGCAGAGGGUGAUCUGCACGGUGAGACAGUGACAGUAACAGUGGAUCAGACAGAAGAUGGUCAUUUGGGCUUCAGUGUUCGUGGAGGAGCCGAGCACGGCCUCAACAUCUUCAUCAGCAAAGUGGAGACCAACAGUGCUGCAGAGCAGGCAGGUCUGCGUGUAGGGGAUAAGCUCCUGGAGGUGAAUGGUAUCAGUCUGGAGAACAUCAGCAUGAGCAGUGCUGUGAAAGUGCUGACAGGCCACCGACGCCUCCGAUUGGUCCUCCAGAGAGUGGGACGGGUCCCUGGGGUCAGAUACACCAAUGAGAAGACCACCUGGGUAGAUCUGAUCCACCGCAGGAUGGUGGUAGAGGAGGGGGGCGUGACUCUGUCAGAAAGUCGCACAGACGGCGCUUUGUGUCGUACAGUUCACCUGCACACGUCUCCCUCCCAGCCGUGUCUCGGCCUCAACAUCCGCGGAGGAACAGAGUACGGCCUCGGCAUCUACGUCUCCAAGCUGGAUCCAGGAGGCCUGGCCAAGCAGGGCGGGAUUAAGAUGGGGGAUCAGAUCCUGUCAGCCAAUGGCGUGAGCUUUGAGGACAUCACUCACAGCAGAGCCGUGGAAGUCCUGAAGAGCCAACAUCACCUCACACUGAGUAUCAAGGAGGCGGGGAGAUACCCAGCCUAUCAGGAGCUUGUGGCAGAGUACCGUUGGCUUGAUAAACGAAGCAGGAGAUCGUUCCAUUCCUUGUCGCGGGGGUCAGACUCGUCCUCCUCUGCCUCCUCUUUGUCCUCUGGAACCCCUCUCAGCUCGGUCGCUGGUCUCUCCCAGGCCACGCUGCCGCUCUCUCUGCCCCUCAGGUCCCAGAUGACGGACAUGUCCAGCGUCACAGAGGGCCAGCUUCUCACAGCUCCCAUCGAAAACGACUUCCACGCGGAGACGAGUCUGAGCCGCGGCCCAACGGAACUCCUGCAGGACUCGGCGAUACGGAACCAUGGAGGAGGAGGAGGAGGAAGAGGAGGAGACGAGAGAAGAGAGGGGAGGAAAACGUCUCUCCUGAUGGCACUAAGCCGACCUGGUCCACCCAUCCGCAGGACCCAGAGUCACAUGACUGUCUCAGAAGAGGAACAGAGGAAGCAGAAAGACAGAAGAGAAGAAGGCAGGAUCUCAUUGCAGCGUUCCAAAACCUUCCUCGGCCUGCUUUGGAAGAGGAGCUCGUCUAGGGAGCGGUCCAAAUCACCAUCCCGAACCGAGCCCGACGACGCUACUACGAGCAGCAAGUUGUCCGAUCAGGAAGUGCUCGCUCAGGUGGAGGAAAUGGCCACGAAGCUGCUGGAGGAGGAAGACGUCGCCGUGCUCUUGGAGAUCUGUAAGCGGUAUGCCGUAGAGAGAGAGUUGAAGUCUCUAGUGCUCCCCCUGCUGACCAUUCUGGAUGGACCAGAGAAACUCCUGUUACUGCGAGAGAUCAGAACGCUCGUCCCGAAAGAGGAUCUUCAGCAGUUUAACAGCAUGGUGAAACCCUUUGAGGAGGAAGCCUACGACAUAUUAAAGAGACGCUCUCGGCAGUCGUCCCCUCUGCGCUGUCCCAAGGCAGGCCACGCCCCCAAGCGCCACCUUAUCACACCUGUACCAGACCAGCAUGGUGGAUUCGAGCUCCACGCAACCGAGGACGUCGACAGACAGAACCGACUGCUGGAACAAUUAAAGUGUCUUCGCACAUCUCAGACGCAAAGCGAUCUGAAACCAGCCGAGGAUCCCAGCCGAGUCUCCUUCACUCCUCUCCUGGACAUUCCUGUAGACUCAUUUUCUCACCCAGAAUCCCUCAAACCAACCAGAUCAUCUCCCACAAUGCCCAACUGGCUCCUGACGCAAAAUUCACCCUCUCCUCCCAACACAGACGACAUCUCACAUCUCGAACCGCAUUCGGAAAACGCCACCUCGAGAAGGGGGAGGUCUCCUUUCCGAAACGGACGGUCGGAAAGCAAAGCGAGUAAAAAAGACAAGGCAGCACGGGACGACUUCUUCACCGUAGUGGACACUCCUCGUCACAGGAGACCACCACUGUCUCAGGUCUUCGGUCCACUCAGGAGAUCACCGAGCUCUGCAGCGCCCUCUGUUGGACACAACACGGAAAACCAGGCGCAAGAACAUCCUAACGAUCCGGAGUAUGAACUCAAAACCGUCUGCAUCAGCAAAACCAAGCACUCACUCGGGAUCAGUAUCUCGGGUGGAGUGGACUCCAGGGUGCAGCCUGUGGUCAAAAUCGAGAAGAUAUUUCCAGGAGGAGCUGCGUCUACUAACAACAUGCUGAAGGCCGGCUUUGAGCUGGUGUCAGUAGACGGCGUAUCUCUGCAGGGUAUCACCCAUCAGAACGCGGUGGAAAUCAUCCGCCAGUCCUUCAGUAACAAACAUUCCGACCCCAUGGAGCUGGUGGUGAAGAUCCCGACACACUCCUGA
Neoarius graeffei (lesser salmon catfish) is the source of this 2532-nucleotide messenger RNA. RefSeq names its product PDZ domain containing 7b (gene pdzd7b). Gene Ontology annotation, biological process: sensory perception of sound; auditory receptor cell stereocilium organization. Gene Ontology annotation, cellular component: cilium; stereocilia ankle link complex; plasma membrane. NCBI's taxonomy places the organism in Eukaryota, Metazoa, Chordata, Actinopteri, Siluriformes, Ariidae. Bases 1 to 2532 code for a protein of 843 amino acids. Gene Ontology annotation, molecular function: protein binding. The transcript has 15 exons. The record is from RefSeq and is a predicted model, not a curated record.